CACCAAAUUCGGUAUCUAGAGCAACCUAAACAACCAAAAAUGGCAUUCAAAUUCACCAUUCUUUUCGCCGCCUGCAUCGCCGUGGCCAGCGCUGGCAUCAUUCCCGCCGCCGCUCCACUGGCCGCCGUUGCCGAGGUACAGGAGUACGAUCCCCACCCGCAGUACACCUACGGCUAUGACGUCAAGGACGCCAUCUCUGGCGACUCGAAGACCCAGGUGGAGACCCGCGAGGGCGACGUUGUCCAGGGCCAGUACUCGCUGAACGACGCCGAUGGCUACCGUCGCAUUGUGGACUACACCGCCGAUCCCAUCAACGGAUUCAACGCAGUGGUGCGCCGUGAGCCCCUGGUGGCCGCCGCUCCUGCUGCUGUCGUUGCCGCUCCAGCCCCAGUUGUCCGUGCCGCCGUCGCUGCCCCCGUGGUCCGUGCCGCCCCCCUGACCGCCACCUACGCCGCCGCCCCAGCACCUCUCGCCUACGCCGCUGCCCCAGCUCCCCUCGCCUACGCCGCCCCCGCGCCCGUCGUCAAGGCCGCUCCUCUGGUCGCCGCUGGACCCGCCAUCGUCAAGACCCAGUUCGCUUCGCCUCUUAUCUCGUACGCCUAUUGAAAUGCUCAGGAAUAGGCCACCACGACCCGAUAAUUGCCGUUAGUUGUU
Molecule: messenger RNA, 654 nt
Organism: Drosophila mauritiana
Lineage: Eukaryota; Metazoa; Arthropoda; Insecta; Diptera; Drosophilidae
Gene: Ccp84Ag
Product: larval cuticle protein A2B
Exons: 2
Coding region: 40-606 (188 amino acids)
Cellular component (GO): extracellular matrix
Source: RefSeq, a predicted model, not a curated record